CAGGUACAAAACAGCUGAUUGAUGUAAACGAACUGAGGAAGACUCAAUUAUGGCCUCGUUCGACGAAGAAGAGGCUAAUAUUUUGUAUGAACUAUUGGAUUAUGCAGAAUGGCCGCUGGAACAGGAAAUUAUUGGUGGAGGAGCUGUCAGUCACGGUGGAAACUUCUUUUAUCGCACGGUUACCCAAACUCCAGCAAAUAUAUGGGCUUUGGCAUCUACUGUGUGGGCCUACCUAAGAGCUGCACCAUCAGUGUCACCAAGCUUGUCCAAACUCAUAGGCAGUGGCUCAGGAUGGCAACUUGGAGUUGGUGCACAAGGGGCUGUUGUUGCCAUUGUUCAAGCAGCUUGUCUAGAGAUACGGGCCAAAAAGGAUGACUUUGCCUCAGUUGUGGGGAAAAACACAAAUUUGUAUGCUGACCCAUUUCCAUCAUGGCGCCGUGUGGCUUGGUCAGCAGACUGCUCCAUGGUUGGUGUAGCAUAUAGCUCAGGUGCUGUAGAAAUAUUUAACACACUUGGAACCUCCAUCUUCACGAUUUAUCCACCCAGGUAUCGUGAGGGUGUGACCCAAGUGGACACCAGCUGCGCACUAGCUGCUCUCAUCUUCUCCGAUGUCAGGACUCAGAAAAUAAAAUGGGCCUCUGAACUGAUACUUGUAGACUAUCAAGGCAACAUCAGGAGUUAUUAUGUGUCCCCCACUGAAGGCUACCAAGAGAGCCAUGUUUCAUCCCUCAGCAAAGUGUAUCCCAAUGGUAUUACAGCUGUAACUGACAGAGGGCCAUUGUUGAUAGUCGCUGGGUCGUGCGAAUUUUUAGAGGACAGCAAUUUGAGAAACAAUGGUUUGGGUCAUGGCAUUACCAUAUGGUAUAUGAUUAGUGAUUAUCCAUUCUAUAAACAGAUGCCUACAAUAAAUGAGGAUGAAUAUGUACCACCCAGCACAGGAAUCAUAAAUUGGUUGCCAGGAUUCAAGUCGAAACCCCAACAUGACUGCAUCUUCGACCUUUGUGUGUCACCCUCUGGUAAACAGCUGGCUGCCCUGCACACAUCAGGGAGUCUCUCCAUUUGGGAACUACCUUCUCUUUGGAAGAAGAAGUACUGGUUGCUUGCCAGUCAACCAGACCAAGAUGCAACCAAUCAAUCAAAUCUUGAAUACAUUCCUGGGCAGAAGCAGCGCUUGCUCCAGUACUCUGGGCCCUUGAAAAACCACCCAGCAGGUCUCAGUUGGUGGUCAGAGACGGCUGUUAUCCUUGCUCGCUAUUCUGGGGCUGUUACUGUUAGCUCUGUGAACUCGCUAAGGAACCUGCUGGGUGAAUCGCCAGAAUUUCUUGAAGGAGUGCCUCAGAUAAGUGAAGCCUACGACCGAGGCUUCUUGGGCUUGGAGGUUGAGAGUCGUGUCAACACCAAACGCAUCUUGACUGCUACGGGUGAAGGCUCAGAUGAAGAGGAGGAAUACCUCGACUCAGAUGAUGAGGAUGAGCUCUCACUGGUUCAGAGGUCAAGCAGACUGGCCAAGAGUGCACUUUUUUGGAUUACUGAUGCAGAGAGAUUUCGACCACCAAGCAAAAGACCAAAGAUCGUUCAGAGGACCUUCCGUCUACUUUGCCUCAAGAGCACGACUCCAGAGGAGCUAUUUGCCAGAAAAAUAGAGAAUGAAGAAUAUGGGGAAGCUCUGGCCUUGGCUCGCAGCUAUAACCUGGAUUGUGACCUGGUAUAUCAGCAGCAGUGGCGUAGAAGCUCUGUUACUGUAGCCUCCAUUGAAGACUACUUAGCCAAGAUUCGCAAGCGGUCGUGGGUGCUUGCUGAAUGUCUCACACGUGUGCCUGAGAAUAUUGAUGCAGCACGAGAGCUCCUCAUGUAUGGGCUGCGGGGAACAGACCUUGAGGCAAUUGUAGCCAUUGGCAAAGGCACAGACAAUGGGGAGUUCAUUUUUUGUGACUCAGACCUUGUCUAUGAUGAAGGCAUAGACAUUGACCCCAGUGAGUAUGAUGUAAAGGCACAAGAGAGAGCUGCUAUGGAGCUCAAAAGGAGGCAUGACUACCUGGUGCAG
Molecule: messenger RNA, 2044 nt
Organism: Penaeus vannamei (Pacific white shrimp)
Lineage: Eukaryota; Metazoa; Arthropoda; Malacostraca; Decapoda; Penaeidae
Source: RefSeq, a predicted model, not a curated record